ACAUUAUCUUAAUUGUAGAGGGAACUUGCGAUCCCAAACCCUUCCGAAGACUUGCAAUCAAAUAUAUUCCACCGCCGUACUCUUUGUCGCCCCCGACGUGCCGCGAUAUCAGUUAUACCUUUUUCUUCAACUAACGUGAAGAGUUUCAAUGGAGAACGGAGACAUCCCUGAGAAUGCCAACGAGCAUUGUCCAGGCCCUCAGUCUGAAUCUGCUGGAAAAUCUGAUGCAUGUGAAGGGUGCCCAAAUCAGCAAAUUUGUGCCACUGCUCCCAAAGGACCUGACCCUGAUCUGGUUGCCAUUGCAGAAAGAAUGGCUACUGUGAAACACAAGAUAUUGGUCUUGUCGGGAAAGGGAGGAGUUGGUAAGAGCACGUUCUCUGCCCAGCUGGCAUUUGCUUUAGCAGCAAGGGAUUUUCAAGUGGGUCUUCUUGAUGUUGAUAUUUGUGGUCCAAGUAUUCCGAAGAUGCUUGGCCUAGAAGGUCAAGAGAUACACCAGAGCAACCUUGGCUGGUCUCCUGUGUAUGUGGAGUCCAACCUUGGGGUCAUGUCAAUUGGGUUCAUGCUUCCCAACCCCGAUGAAGCUGUUAUAUGGAGAGGCCCACGCAAAAAUGGACUUAUCAAGCAGUUUCUAAAAGAUGUGUACUGGGGUGAACUUGAUUUCCUAAUCGUGGAUGCUCCACCAGGAACCUCAGAUGAGCACAUUUCCAUUGUUCAAUGCCUUGAUGCCACUGGAGUAGAUGGAGCAAUCAUAGUGACAACACCUCAACAAGUCUCUCUAAUUGAUGUGAGAAAAGAAGUGAAUUUUUGCAAGAAAGUUGGCGUGAAAGUUCUUGGGGUUGUAGAGAAUAUGAGUAGUCUGUGCCAGCCCAUCACAGAUUUCAAGUUUAUGAGAAUGUCUGAUAACGGGGAGCAGAAAGAUGUUACACAGUGGGUUUGGGAAUAUAUGAAAGAAAAAGCACCAGAAAUGCUGAAUUUGAUUGCUUGCACUGAAGUAUUUGAUAGCAGGGGCGGGGGAGCAGUGAAAAUGUGCAAUGAAAUGGGGGUACCCUUUCUUGGUAAAGUUCCUUUAGAUCCACAGCUUUGUAAGGCAGCUGAAGAAGGUACAUCCUGCUUUGCUAAUAAAGAUUGUGUUGUUAGUGCUCCGGCAUUAAAGAAGAUUAUAGAGGAGUUGAUUGAAAAUAAUGGAUGGUUAAUGUUAUUGAGUAAUGGAGCUUAGGAGAUAUUGAUUUAUGGUGAUCUUUGUAAAUCAAAAUCUAAUUUUAUCUAUGAACUCUUAGCACAGAAAACAUUCCUUGAUAUUUUAAGGAAUGUAAAAGCUUAUAUGAUUUGUGUUUGAGACGUUUUGGGAUGUGAAGUAUAGGCUUUCUGGGCUUAAUGUAGUAACAGAUAAUAUUACAAUGAAAUAAGUUUUCACGUUUGUAUUGACCUCGUAA
Vigna angularis (adzuki bean) is the source of this 1433-nucleotide messenger RNA. Its product is annotated as cytosolic Fe-S cluster assembly factor NBP35. The record is from RefSeq and is a predicted model, not a curated record. Gene Ontology annotation, biological process: iron-sulfur cluster assembly. Gene Ontology annotation, cellular component: cytosol. Bases 149 to 1216 code for a protein of 355 amino acids. The transcript has 5 exons. Gene Ontology annotation, molecular function: ATP binding; 4 iron, 4 sulfur cluster binding; ATP-dependent FeS chaperone activity. NCBI's taxonomy places the organism in Eukaryota, Viridiplantae, Streptophyta, Magnoliopsida, Fabales, Fabaceae.